CACAAGUAACUCCUAAUCAAUCUCUCUCUCUCUCAUUAUCUGGCUCUUGGCGUAGCAGAGCUUCCGAGUUCACUCGAGGUUGGUCUUGAUUCUCCCAUUCUUUGCCGCUGGAAUUCCUGAAGAUGCGCCGCUCUGCAUCCAGGAAAACGGGUCAACCAAAUUCAACAUCGUCUGUCAAUUCUUCGCCCGCGGAUUUCUUCCGCUCCGCCUCAAGUAAAGCAACUUCAAAAGAGUUGGAACGAGUUGAUAACCUAUUUUAUUCUUAUGCAAAUGGGUCUUCUGGUAUGAUUGACCCAGAGGGAAUUGAAACUCUUUGUUCAGACAUGGAAGUGGAUCAUACUGAUGUGAGGAUCUUAAUGCUUGCUUGGAGAAUGAAAUCAGAAAAACAGGGGUAUUUUAGCCUGGAAGAGUGGCGAAGAGGCCUCAAAGCACUAAGGGCAGACACUGUACAUAAAAUAAAAAAGGCACUCCCGGAGCUGGAGAAAGAGGUUAGGAGGCCAUCGACCUUUGUGGAGUUCUAUUCCUAUGCAUUCCAAUAUUGUUUAACAGAGGAGAAACAAAAGAGCAUAGAUAUAGAGAGCAUAUGCGAAUUAUUGGAUCUUGUUCCAGGCACCCAAUUCCGGGCACAGGUUGACUUGUUUGUUGAGUAUUUAAAGGCUCAGAAUGAUUACAAGGUCAUAAAUAUGGAUCAAUGGAUGGGCUUCUACCGGUUUUGCAAUGAGAUAAGUUUUCCAGACCUUAGUAAUUAUGAUCCUAACCUUGCUUGGCCCUUGAUCCUGGACAAUUUUGUUGAAUGGCUGGAAGCAAAGCAGAGCUAAUUGAUCUAUUUCUGUCCAGCUUGGCUCUCUGCUGUAAACCACAAUUAUUUUUUGAAGGCCCCUUAGACUACACAAGUCAAAUGCCCCAGGAUUUCUUUCUUCUUUUCUGUCUCGCCAUUUCCUUUUAGACAUGAAAUUCGUGCCCAAGGUCCUUACAUUUAGAAGUUACUUGUUUGUAUUAGGUAUGAUGCUUAAGAAAGUGUAUUGUUCACUGUUUAUGCGGUUCCAUCAUUUUUUUUCGAUACUCAGAUACCACCCAAGUAGUUGUUGCAAGUUGCUGAUCUUUUAAGCCUGCUUAUAUUAUGCUCUUUUUAUGUU
This is a messenger RNA of Juglans microcarpa x Juglans regia, 1136 nucleotides long. Its product is annotated as DCN1-like protein 4. The transcript has 10 exons. The coding region runs from base 123 to 818 and encodes 231 amino acids. Lineage: Eukaryota; Viridiplantae; Streptophyta; Magnoliopsida; Fagales; Juglandaceae. Gene Ontology annotation, cellular component: ubiquitin ligase complex. The record is from RefSeq and is a predicted model, not a curated record. Gene Ontology annotation, biological process: positive regulation of ubiquitin-protein transferase activity; protein neddylation. Gene Ontology annotation, molecular function: ubiquitin-like protein binding; cullin family protein binding; ubiquitin conjugating enzyme binding.